This is a messenger RNA of Trichoplusia ni (cabbage looper), 5425 nucleotides long. Its product is annotated as chaoptin-like. Lineage: Eukaryota; Metazoa; Arthropoda; Insecta; Lepidoptera; Noctuidae. The transcript is spliced from 6 exons. The record is from RefSeq and is a predicted model, not a curated record. Gene Ontology annotation, molecular function: protein binding. Bases 1004 to 4714 code for a protein of 1236 amino acids. Gene Ontology annotation, cellular component: extracellular matrix.
CAAUAUUAAUUUAGAAUUAGGGUUCAUAAGAUACACCCUAACCCCAACAAACCGAUAGACAACGAAACCUUAUUGUAGUAGUGUACCAUUUUUACCCUCUGUCAAAGGAAACUUAAAAAUAAAACUUCACAAAACCAAUUUAUAUAUUUUCACAAACUUCCUUGAACUCAGCAGUUUAAGUAUCGAUUUACUUCUAGUUAUAUAUCAAACCACUUCGAACAUUUAACAAUAGAACAUCUAAAUCGUUUAACGAAGUAUUCCCAACAAUAAACAGGGCUCUAACUUCGUUAAUAUCAAAACCAAGUUAUUAAUAAAACAAGUUCGCUCGAAGAUGACCACAGAAACAAAGUAAUGGUGACUGCUCGUUUACUUCGAAACUCAGUUUCAAUUUCACUCGCCCACCUUCAUCAAAGGAACUUCUAUUAAUCUCGAAUUACGAAACUGUCUAAGUCAAAUCAGGGCAAGUUAAGGAUCUGAAUAUUGUCUCGCUUGCACAUUGAGUGCAGUCGCCAAAAUAUAGACAUGAAAACAUCGACAUAAUGUGUGUCAUUUGAAGGCGGAAAACACUUGAACACGAGUUACAUUGAUGGGAAGAUAUAACUAAUAAAUGAGUGAGGCACGCACAUUAAUUAGUUGAUGAGAUAAGACCUUGAAGGGGAGAUAAGGUACCUGAAAGGUAUAAUUUGAAGCGUCGAUCGCGCGGCUCGGGUGCACGGGCUGGCUGGCGGCGCUCGGAUCGGCGCUCCGUUAGUCCGACUCCGGCUGGCGAGGAGCGCGGCCGCGUCGCUGCCCGUCGCGACCGACCCCCCCUCACCUACGAAGUGCGCUAACUUUAAAAUGCCCAACUCCCGCUUAUUGUCACUAGUGAACCGCAAGCUUGAAAGUGACUAAUGAAGUUGAACAAAAUUUACAGUUUCUUAUAAACAAUCAAACGGUUAAAACUUUGGAUUUCGAUUGAAUGGUGGUUGGUUUUGUGAUGUGAUUAAUUAAACUAGCUAUUCUGAUGGUGUUGGGGCAUGGUAGCGCGCGAUGGGCGCUGCAGUGCGCGGCGCUGGUGGCGUGCGCGCUGGCGGGCGCGCUGGCGCCGGAGCGCGUGGAGCCGUGCGCCGGCAGCCCGCUGUGCUCCUGCCGCACCGCGCACAUGUCCUGCAUCGCCGUGCCGCUGCACAGGUUCCCAGAAUGGCCCCGAAUAGAGCUGCAACAUCUAGACAUAAGCAUGUCUAACCUGGAAGUGCUGACUGAGAGCGCACUCGACGGAUUGAGAUUGCAAACAUUAGUUCUCGUCGCCAACAAAUUACAUUACAUCGAGAUGCACGCAUUUAGCUCCAUGGCCGGUACACUAGCGUCUUUAGACCUCGGUUACAACGAAUUCACUGAAAUACCGCAGCAGGGCUUAAAAGAUUUAAAAGUUUUAAACUGGUUGAAUCUGCAGAACAACAAUAUAGUGUACAUUGGACCCGAAGUCAAAUGGCACCAUUUGGAGGAUACGCUGACGAGUUUGUCUCUGAGCAACAAUCAGCUGACGCACCUCAAGUCCCAGGCGCUGACCUCCCUGUACCACCUGCUGCAGCUGGACAUGGAGGGGAACCACCUGCGCACCAUCAGCGCUGACUCCCUGCCCCCCUCCCUCACCCUCCUGAAGUUAUCCAACAACUUCAUACAUGAACUAUCCUGUGAUUUACUUUAUAGUCUACCUAGGUUACAAUCAGUACACGUACGGCAUAAUUUUAUUUCCUUCUCUGACACUUACGUCUGUCCUAGCAAUAAAAGCAAACGAAUUGAAAAGUUAGACUUGAGUAACAACAAAAUCAAUGACACUUCUCAGUUACUCCUUCUUCGUGAUGUACAAAUUAGACAAAUUAUUUUAGACCUAAAUGAAUUAACGUCGAUCCCGAAGUUGGUUUACAAGAACAAUAGAAUUGAGAGAUUGUCCGUGUCAUAUAACAUGCUAAGUUCCAUUAGCCGCGAUCUAUUUUUGUCGCUUAAAAACACGUUGGAGCAUCUGGAAGUGGAGCACAACAAAUUGUUCUACUUGCCGGACAGCCUGGCGCAGGUCGCGCGGCUCCGCCAUUUAUCUUUAGCGUACAACCAGUUGGAGGAAUCGCCGUCGCUCCCGAGCCGCAUCCAGACGCUCUCACUGGCCGGCAACUUUUUAACUUCAAUACCUUCCGCACUUCAAACGCUCGAGCCCGGCUCCAUUCGCUAUCUUGACUUAAGCUACAACAGGAUAUCUAAUUUGUUACCAAACGAAUUCCUCGACUGGUCCACUUCACUCGGGACUAUCAACUUGAGAGGUAACAGGAUUGCUCAGAUUUAUAAGAACGUUUUUCCUGCAACUAUGCCAUUGAAGGAGAUAAAUCUAAGUUUUAACGACUUGUACUACGUGCAUCCACAAUCUUUCUCGAACGUGACUAGUUCGCUCCAUGUACUGGAAUCGUCUUCUACGCUUUUUAGUGGUUAUUUUCCGUUUGAAAUCGAAGAGGGCUUAGAGAAUCUCAGUUGGCUAUCUUUCGAUAACAACGAUUUCCACAUCCUCAAGCUGUCCGACGUGGUUGCAUUUCCAUAUGUGAAGUACUUGAAUCUAGAUUACAAUAGGAUAGUCGACAUAGUCAUAAGCGAGGAUUAUCAUAACGUAUCGUUGCCGCUGAGCAACUUGAGACUCGCCUACAAUUUUUUGCAUUCACUGCACAGCAGAAGUUUUAUAUACAUGCCGGAGUUAAGGAACUUAGAUUUAUCUUAUAACAGAAUCAACAACUUAACUAAGCACACUUUCACAAACUUACCGAACUUGAGAUAUUUAUCUCUUGCGGGUAACAUAAUCGAUUCGAUGGAAGCCGAGACGUUUGCUAAUUUACCAAAACUGCAAAUAUUGGAGCUCCAGGGAAACAACUUUACGUAUUUAUCACUAAAUUCGUUUCAUAACGUAUCUAAUAUAGAUGUAACGUUCACGUUGAACGUUAGCAGGAACCGUAUCAAGUUUGUGGAUGGUGAAACCGCAAUAUCGGUUAACAUAUUUGAUGGUUCGUAUAAUGACCUCUAUGAAGUGCCAAACAAUUUUUUCGCUGCGGUCGAGUCGUCCAUUCGACAGAUUAUUUUAUCGCAUAACAAAAUUAUUUAUGUGUCGAGCGAAGCUUUUGGGAAUUCGAAAUAUCUAGAAAUUUUAGACUUACAUAAAAACAACAUCAAUAACAUAAAGAGAAAAUCAUUUACUGAUCUUGUAUCGCUACAGAUCUUAGAUUUGUCGUUCAAUGUCAUUUCGCAGUUAUCUGUGGAACAAUUCUACAAUUUGAAUAAACUUAGGUAUUUAAAACUGGACCACAAUAAUUUAAGGUUGUUGCCAAGGGACGUGUUCAAGAACACGAUCGUGGAGCACCUGGACUUGAGCUACAACGACAUGUCGCUGUUCCCGGGCACGGCGCUCUCGCAGAUCGGGUUCACGCUGCGCUACCUCGACAUGUCGCACAACCGCAUCGAGUACUUAGAUAGCAACAUCUUCCGCGGCACGCAGUUCCUCCUCUGCCUCAACUUGGGCCACAAUCUGUUAACAGUACUAUCAGAUAACACGUUUUCGAGUCUCGGCGGGUUGCGCCAACUGGACCUCAGCUUUAACUCUAUAAAGGCAAACUUCAAGGAGCUGUUUCAUAACCUCCCCAACUUGAGGCAUUUGAAUCUUGCAAAUGUAAGCUUAAAGUCAGUGCCUUAUCUACCUUUGACAAACUUGACAAAUCUCAAUUUGACUUCAAAUUACAUAAACAGUUUUAAGGAGACUGAUGUGAAGCGGCUCGUGAGUCUUCGCCAUUUAGAUCUUAGUCAUAAUCGUCUUACCUCUUUAGUGCCAAAGAUGUGGUUUCACUUAAAUAAUUUAAACAUCCUCGACCUAUCGUCCAAUCCCAUUGUGCGAAUCACGCCGAAUAGUUUCAAAUGGUUAAGUAAUUUAUCUCAUUUGAAUUUAAAUGGACUCAAAUACUUAGAUAUAAUUGACCAGGAUUCCUUCCGUCCCUUGAUAUCGCUUCGGUCCCUUCAUAUACAAUCGUGGUCGACCAUAAAUCACUCUACGUUUAGCAUUUCCAACAUCACCUCUUCCCUGCCCGCGCUCUACAAACUAGUUAUACAUUGGACUGAGGAGACUAUGGAGAAUCAAUUACACGGGAUCGACACGAGGAACAUUCGCUACUUAGAAAUUACAGGAUCAAAUCUUAAAAGAAUAUCUGACGACGCCUUCCUGCCAUUCGCCGACAGUCAAGAGAUAUUUAUAAGGAUCACAAUGACUUCCCUAACUAAAUUGCCGACAGCAUUUAUGAGGCAUUUGGGACAAGUUCCCCAACUCGGCAUCGACUUGAGUUAUAACCAACUGACGACUCUAAAUCCUGCGAUAUUCUACCCGAACUUCACGAGUUGGAGCCACGUCGCCACCAAGCUGCUGUCAGGUGGGUUGAUCCUGACGGGGAACCCUCUGCGGUGUGAGUGCGAGCUAGCGUGGCUCGGCGCGUGGCUGCGGCGCUGGCUGCAGGAGAACGAGGCGGGCGCCGAGCUACGCCGCGCCGUGCGUAGCGGCACGUGCAAGGACCCGCUCGGCAGGCGCAUCCCGCUACAGCAGCUACGCGCCGACGAGGCGGAGUGCUACGCCAGCGCGCUGUCCAGCGACGCGCAGCCCAACUACACCGACCUCGUGUACGCGCUCGCCCUCGCGCUCUGGACCAUCCUGCUGAGAUGAUGUCUGUCUCCAUAGACCUUAAUGUAAUACAAUUAGCUAAAUGUAAAUAUGUUUAAUCACGAGAGUCUAACGUUUGCAAACAGACUGUAGUUGAAUUUUAUACACGGUACGGUUUAUGAUUUUUGUAGUUACGUAAACGUGUAUGAACGAGACGAAAGUAAUUUUUAUGUCUACUUAAGAAAAUUUCGAUGUGUAAGGUAGGUUUGUAUCAUAAGGUCGAUUAGUUUUUAUAGAUAUUAAUAAUGUAAUCGGUAUUGUAAUAACAAUAGAUUGCUCACGAAAUGCGACCAUUUAUAAACAGAAUAUUGUAAGCAAUUCUGUCUGUUUAUUUUGUUUUUAUUAUUGUAUUCAAAUUAUAUACGUAACCUAAAUACGUUUAACGUAUCCUACCCUAGUGCGGCCACAAAUUGUUAUUCAUUUGUAAAUUUUCUUGAUACUGAUGUAAAUAUGUACAAAAGUAAAUAUUUUUACAUAAUGCUAUUAUUUUAUUCAGUUUCCCUAAAGAGCGUGAGUAUUUCCCAAGGAGACGGCGUUCGGUGGAAUCCAGCGAAAUGUUUCAUCACGUUUCAUAAUUCCGCAAGGUUUCGUUUAUCAAAAGCGUAGCUUUGUGAUUUCAGCUGUGGGCACCUAACCUACUUAAAUUAUAAUUCGCAUUGUGAUUUCACCACCAGACAUUUCCGAAAUAUUUUACUAAUCCCCGCACGAAACUCA